AUGAGGUCCCCCGGAAGAGUAGAAGAGCUGGUCGGAACGAGAUCCCACCCCACCCAUGCUGAUCGCGAACUCUCGAUAGAGGUUCAUGCCGUGUGUGGAUCGAGCUCCGGUCUAGUUGACCUUUCCUGUGAUCGAGACUGUGGUCUACGUGUGCGGUACGUUGGCUAUCGUGGUUCGGUUAGGGUGGCUAGUGCUCUUUUUGAACAUAACAUAAAAAGUCAAUUGCCGUCAUGCGGUCGGUGCGGCGAGCAUCAAUCCACCUUGCGCGUGACUUGCUUGCCUUUCACCAGUAACUCCACGGAAGCGUUUGGUCCUCUGCGCCUGAUUGCGUCCGCACUUUUAAAGAGAAGGUUUCGCCAACAAAGUAAAAGCGCUUGGCAUUGGCUUGCGUAUAGCUCCAUCCUACUAACCGGGGAUUUCAAACUCUUUAAAAAGAUACCCAUUCCUGGGAGGAACAAAGCGAAGCGAAGCGAAGUGGUAGAACGAAGCGAAGCGCAGUCAGCUCCUAAGUCCUGUGCGAAGAACUUCUUUUUCGCCAGGUUUCAUUCGAUUUGUUGUGGAUUAGAUGAUGGAAAAACCUGGGGCUAUCGUGUGCUCUCAGCGAGCCCCCUUCUCAAGAAGCUUCAAGUCGCUCAACCACCGACCGGGAGCCCUUGCCACAAGCAACCGGGCAAAGAAAGUUCCUGUCCCGGAAAAAGAAAAGAAGGUCACUCAAAUGUCUAUGACUGA
Molecule: messenger RNA, 729 nt
Organism: Striga asiatica
Lineage: Eukaryota; Viridiplantae; Streptophyta; Magnoliopsida; Lamiales; Orobanchaceae
Source: the annotation of a GenBank genome assembly